AUGACAUUCGGGCCCGCCACAUCGCACGGCCCGUCCUGGCGCCGGCGCUUGAGCAAGCUCGAGUCGAUGUACGCAACGAUCGGCAGCGCGCUCCUCGGGGCGUUCCAGUUUGGCUGGCUCCUCUCGCUCAACUCCGUUCCGUUCAACGCCAACUGCGACGCGAACCCGAUCCCGGUUGGCGACUGCCUCCUCUUUGCGCCGCACUCGGAGAACAAGUGGACGCUCGCCGUCUCGGCGUGGAUCGCCGGCGGCGCCGUCGGGGCCAUUUGCAGCGGUCUGCCCGCCGACGUCUUUGGCCGCAAGAAGACCCUGGGCAGCCUCGCGACAACCCUCGAGACGUUUACCAUCGGGCGGCUCAUCUCGGGCGUUGCGUCCGGCGUCGCCAUCAACGAGCUCGCCCACAUCGGCGCCUUCAGAGUACAUUGA
This is a messenger RNA of Saprolegnia parasitica CBS 223.65, 426 nucleotides long. RefSeq lists its product as hypothetical. Gene Ontology annotation, molecular function: transmembrane transporter activity. The transcript has 4 exons. The record is from RefSeq and is a predicted model, not a curated record. NCBI's taxonomy places the organism in Eukaryota, Oomycota, Saprolegniomycetes, Saprolegniales, Saprolegniaceae. Gene Ontology annotation, cellular component: membrane. Bases 1 to 426 code for a protein of 141 amino acids. Gene Ontology annotation, biological process: transmembrane transport.